CCCAACGCUCCGCCCCGAAGCUGACGGCAGCUGCCAGGAAUGCGCUUCCGGAGACGCUGAGGGAGAGGCGGCGCGGCUCUGAGGAGAGGGCCCGGCCUUCCCCGCCAUACGGUGGAAGGAGCGGCUGGCGGCGGCGGCCGAGCUGAGGAAGGAAUCAUUCUCCCCCCAACACCGAGGCCGAGCCGGGGCUUCUCAAGGACCGGCAACCCGGGAGAGGCGGUGCGGCUCUGAGGAGAACGAGGGAAAGGGAACGAGCGGGUUUCCCGCUCACAAAGUCUCCUCACAGCUCCGGACGGCGGGCUUGGCGGAGGGAGGACCCUCCUUAGAAGAGCCGCCGCCAUGGCCCAGAUACAUUUCAAGUUUCUCAUCUGUGUUGGUUUAUUAAACUGCCUCAUGGUGUGUGGAUUUGCCCAACAAGGUGGGAGCACUUGUAUAACAGCUAAUGCAAAAUCAUGUGCUGAAUGUAUACAAGCUGGACCAAAUUGUGGAUGGUGUAAAAAUAUAACUUUCUUAAAAGAAGGAGAAUCUACUUCAGCACGAUGUGAUGAUUUGGAAGUUUUGAAAAAUAAGGGUUGCCCUUCUGAUGAAAUAGAAAACCCCAGAGGAUCCCAAAAGAAACUAAAAGACAAGGAAGUAACAAAUCGUGUCAAAGGAUCCACUGAGAGUCUUAGACCAGAAGACAUUACCCAGAUUCAACCACAACAAGUAUUGUUAAAGCUGCGGAUAGGGGAACCACAGACAUUUUCCUUAAAAUUUAAGAGAGCUGAAGAUUAUCCUAUUGACCUUUAUUACCUUAUGGAUCUCUCUUACUCUAUGAAAGAUGAUUUGGAGAAUGUGAAAAGCCUUGGGACUUCUUUAAUGAGUAAAAUGAAGAAUAUAACUUCAGAUUUCCGAAUUGGUUUUGGCUCUUUUGUAGAAAAAACUGUAAUGCCUUACAUUAGUACCACACCUGCCAAACUCAGGAACCCUUGUACAGGUGACCUCAACUGUACAAGUCCUUUUAGCUACAAAAAUGUACUCAACUUUACCAGCGAUGGAAGUCUGUUCAAUAAACUUGUAGGUGAUCAACAGAUUUCGGGUAACUUGGAUUCUCCAGAAGGUGGAUUUGAUGCAAUCAUGCAGGUUGCUGUUUGUGGUGCAAAAAUUGGAUGGAGAAAUGUCACUCGGCUGUUGGUGUUUUCCACGGAUGCUGGAUUUCAUUUUGCUGGAGAUGGGAAGCUGGGAGGAAUUGUUUUACCAAAUGAUGGGCAAUGCCACUUAGAUAAUAAUAUGUACACAAUGAGCCAUUACUAUGAUUAUCCCUCCAUUGCUCAUCUUGUUCAGAAGCUAAGUGACAAUAAUAUUCAGAUAAUAUUUGCUGUCACACAAGAAUUUCAGCCAGUUUACAAGGAGUUGAAGAAUCUGAUUCCAAAAUCUGCAGUAGGAACACUGUCUUCCAAUUCCAGUAAUGUGAUUCAGCUGAUUAUAGAUGCAUACAAUUCAUUAUCUUCAGAAGUUAUUUUGGAAAACAACAAGCUGCCAAAAGAAGUCUCCAUUGAAUAUAAAUCCUUCUGCAAGAAUGGAGUGAAUGGAACAGGAGAUGAAGGAAGAAAGUGUUCCAACAUUUCAAUUGGAGAUGAGGUUAGGUUUGAGAUUAAAGUAACAGCCAACCAGUGUCCAGAAAAGGGGCAGAGUGAAACCAUUAAAAUCAAGCCAUUAGGUUUCACUGAGGAGGUAGAGAUUAAUCUGGAGUUUAUCUGUGAAUGUGACUGUCAUUUAGAAGGGAUAACUGACAGCGACCUCUGUCACUAUGGAAAUGGAACAUUUGAGUGUGGUGCCUGCAGAUGUAAUCCAGGGCGCAUUGGCAAACAGUGUGAAUGCAGCAUAGAAGAAGUGAACAGUGAAGACAUGUCGGGCACCUGUAGAGCAACAAACAGUUCUGAAAUAUGUAGUAACAAUGGAGACUGUAUAUGUGGGCAGUGUGUGUGCAAGAAAAGAGAGAAUCCAAACGAAGUCUACUCAGGCCAGUUUUGCCAGUGUGAUAACUUCAACUGUGACCGAUCUGAUGGUUUGAUCUGUGGAGGGCAUGGUGAAUGUAAAUGUCGUGAGUGUGAGUGCUGGGCAAAUUUUACAGGCUCUGCAUGUGAGUGCCCCCUGGAUACGACCCCAUGUGUAGCUGCAAAUGGACAAAUCUGCAAUGGCAGAGGAAACUGUGAGUGUGGAGUCUGCAACUGCACAGAUUCCAAAUUUCAGGGACCCACAUGCGAGUUGUGUCAGACCUGCCUUGGCGUCUGUGCAGAGCACAAGGACUGCGUACAGUGCAAAGCUUUUAACAAAGGAGAAAAGAAGGAGAGAUGUGACGAAGAAUGCUCACAUUUUAACGUGGUACUGGUAGAUCAGAGAGAAAAGUUGCCACAGCCUGGGCAAUAUGAUGCACUGACUCAUUGCAAAGAGAAGGAUAUUGAUGACUGCUGGUUUUAUUAUACAUAUUCAGUUGACUCAAGCAAUAAGGCCGUUGUCCACGUAGUGAAGACACCAGAAUGCCCAACAGGACCUGACAUCAUCCCCAUCGUUGCUGGUGUAGUUGCUGGAAUUGUUCUCAUUGGUCUGGCUUUAUUGCUGAUUUGGAAACUACUUAUGAUCAUUCAUGAUAGAAGAGAAUUUGCAAAAUUUGAAAAAGAAAAAAUGAAUGCAAAAUGGGAUACAGGUGAAAAUCCUAUAUACAAGAGUGCUGUGACAACUGUGGUGAAUCCUAAAUAUGAGGGCAAAUGAAAACUCCUUUCUGACUUCACAACACUGUAUGCCAUGUAGCAAUUUUGUAGUCACAGUAACCUAGCUUUAGGCCAAUAAUACAAUGAAUUUACUAAUGCAUUACAUUACACAUAGGUUGUUUUCUAUGCAGAUUUUGAAAAUGUACAGUAUGUUUUUUAUUUUUGAGUAUUUUCUUUUUCUCCUCUUUUUUACAAUAAACAAUGCCAGGAGACUGACAUAAAACUUGAGACUGCGUAGCAUACUUAACUAAGGUCACACGGUGCCUUUCUGGUCCUUUCUCUCCUGUGCCUGGAGUGAAAUGACUAAAGCAGUCAGUGUGGGAGGGCUUUGCAUAGCCGUUAAGUAUUAAAAUUAAAUUAGUUUUUAGCACAUCAGGGCUUGGUUUGCACAGUUUAAAAGCGAGCCAAAUGAGUCUUUGUGAAUUACAACAUUUACUUUAGCUUGUGAAUAAUGGACUGAUUGUACUACUGUAUCUUUAGGGGUACCAGUGAGUUUAAUACGACAGAAAUCAUGUUGUGAAAGACAAUUUAGUAAGUGCUUAUAUGUUCUAAACUGUCAGAGUUUAUCUUUAAGAACAGAUCCAAAACAAUAGCUUUAACAUUGUGCCAUUCAUUUUCAUGAUGUUGCUGCACAGUAACCUCAGACCUUUGCUUUGUAAAUUCAAGUUUUGGCUUGAGUACUGAAAAGUAGUCUGCAUGAGACUCUUUUAAAUAUAUUAGCGCCUUAUUAUUAGGGUUUUUCAAAAAUGGCCUUGCUUGGAUUAAAGCCUGGUGCUUUGUCACCUUUUUCUAUAAUGUAUUUUAUUUCAUAUUGUUUAAGAUUAAUGUUGUCAAAACAACAUGAUUUUCUUUUGCAGUCUGGGCUGUACAUUUGCCUUUGCCCUGAAGUUAAGAUUGCAUAAUAUGUCAUGUAACAUGACUUGUCAGUCAGAGAGAUCAGUGAUUCUGCCAUGUAUAUUUGCCACUGACUAUACGGUCAUUUGUUCAGUACUAGCCUCAUCCUAAUUUUAAGUGCCUUUUAUUUUAACAGAUGUUCACUUUUUACAGUGCUGUCAUGUAAGUUAUUUAUUAAAUAAAAAAACCUUUUAAAAUAU
Messenger RNA from Pogona vitticeps (central bearded dragon), 3844 nucleotides. Lineage: Eukaryota; Metazoa; Chordata; Lepidosauria; Squamata; Agamidae. The record is from RefSeq and is a predicted model, not a curated record.